AUAUUGCUCCGUAUCAUGGCCCACGUGAGACACUUUCGGACACUAGUUUCUGGAUUUUACUUCUGGGAAGCUGCACUGUUACUGAGUUUGGUUGCCACUAAGGAAACAAGCAGUGCAAGAUCUCGAAGUGCUCCAAUGUCACCUUCUGAUUUUCUGGACAAACUAAUGGGGAGGACAUCUGGGUAUGAUGCAAGAAUCAGGCCUAACUUCAAAGGUCCUCCAGUUAAUGUCACAUGCAACAUAUUCAUAAACAGCUUUGGCUCCAUUGCAGAAACAACUAUGGAUUACAGAGUAAAUAUUUUUCUUCGUCAGAAAUGGAAUGAUCCCCGUCUUGCCUACAGUGAAUAUCCUGAUGAUUCGUUAGACCUUGACCCGUCCAUGUUGGACUCCAUUUGGAAACCGGACUUGUUCUUUGCUAAUGAGAAGGGGGCUAACUUCCAUGAAGUCACCACAGACAACAAGCUGCUAAGAAUUUUCAAAAAUGGAAAUGUCCUGUAUUCAAUAAGGCUAACAUUAACACUGUCCUGUCCAAUGGAUCUCAAGAAUUUCCCAAUGGAUGUACAAACAUGCAUAAUGCAACUAGAAAGCUUUGGGUACACAAUGAAUGAUCUCAUUUUUGAAUGGCAAGAUGAGGCACCAGUACAAGUAGCCGAAGGACUCACUUUGCCUCAAUUUCUGUUGAAAGAAGAAAAAGAUUUGCGAUACUGCACUAAACACUACAAUACAGGAAAGUUUACAUGCAUAGAAGUGAGAUUCCAUCUUGAGCGGCAGAUGGGCUACUACUUGAUCCAGAUGUACAUUCCCAGCCUUCUGAUUGUUAUUCUAUCCUGGGUCUCAUUCUGGAUUAACAUGGAUGCAGCCCCAGCGAGGGUAGCUUUGGGCAUUACCACCGUGCUUACUAUGACGACACAGAGUUCUGGAUCCCGGGCUUCCUUACCAAAGGUUUCAUAUGUAAAAGCUAUUGAUAUUUGGAUGGCAGUAUGCCUCCUUUUUGUGUUUUCAGCACUUCUGGAGUAUGCAGCAGUGAAUUUUGUAUCAAGACAACACAAAGAACUUCUGAGGUUUCGACGGAAGAGAAAGAAUAAGACAGAAGCUUUUGCACUGGAGAAGUUUUACCGUUUCUCAGACACGGAAGAUGAGGUGAGGGAGAGUCGGUUCAGCUUCACAGCUUAUGGAAUGGGGCCGUGUCUGCAAGCAAAAGAUGGUGUGCUUCCAAAAGGCCCCAACCACGCUCUCCAGGUAAUGCCAAAGAGCCCGGAUGAAAUGAGGAAAGUGUUCAUCGACAGGGCCAAGAAGAUUGACACCAUCUCCCGAGCCUGCUUUCCAUUGGCGUUUCUGAUUUUUAACAUUUUCUACUGGGUUAUCUAUAAAAUUCUUAGGCAUGAAGACAUCCAUCAGCAGCAAGAUUAAGUCUCUGAAGGCAUACAGAAACACUGCAGUGUCACUGACAUCAGACUGGGUGUGUGUGCAUGUGGUAUGCAAGGUAUGAUCAAUGCAUUAGGACAGCAUACGGGGAAAGUUUAUUUUGAUUUUCCAUGUAAAAUAAUGAGACAGAUCGGUUCUUUUGAGGGAUACAAAACACGCAAUGUGGGUUCCUGUUUCAUAUUACUUAUUACAAGA
Molecule: messenger RNA, 1620 nt
Organism: Cricetulus griseus (Chinese hamster)
Lineage: Eukaryota; Metazoa; Chordata; Mammalia; Rodentia; Cricetidae
Source: RefSeq, a predicted model, not a curated record